AUUUUUAGCAUCCCUCUCCCGAGAGGCCGGAGCGGCGGGUUUCUCCCUCCAGCCCUGGAUCCCACCAGUCCAAGCAGAUUCCCAGCGGGACCAGGCACCCUCAUGCAGAGGAGGAUGGGGGAGGCAGUGGCCAGGGUGGCCAGGAAGGUGAACCACACGGUGGAGAACAAAACAGAUUCCCUGGAUCUGGCCAACUGCAAGCUGAUGACCUUCCCUGUGGGCAUCUACAAAGCCAUGAGGAGCGUCACCGAGGGGAUCCACCACAUCUCCCUGGCAAACAACGAGCUCAAGUCCCUCACCAGCCGAUUCGUCACCACCUUCAGCCAGCUGAGAGAGCUCAACUUAGCAGGCAACUACCUGCACCGCCUGCCCCAGGAGCUCACCUCCCUCCUGCACCUCCGGGCCAUCAACCUCUCCAGGAACAGAUUCCGAUGUUUCCCAGAGCCUCUGGCUGCUGUCACCAGCCUGGAGACCAUCGACCUGGAAGAGAAUGAGAUCACAGAGGUGCCAGCAGAGCAGCUGGCCUCCAUGGCAUCUCUGAGGAGCCUCAACCUGAGGGCCAACCCUGUGGGCCCUGAUCUGAGGCUGCUGGUCAAGCCCCUCGUCCCCUUCGACCUGCUGCUGUCACCAGAGGAGCCCCUCCAUGAAGCCUGAGAAGGUUUUGGGGUGCCUGGCCAGGUCUCCCCAGGGACAACUACCUGCAGGAGCGGUUUGGCUGAGGACAGUCCCUGCUAUCUGGUCCUUUUGUCCUUCAUCAAAAGCAAGGGGGCUCCUCCAGGAAGGGAUGGGUGGCUCUGCUAAGCACCCAAGCCAGGGCAUCUCCUGCUUUGGGUUUUGGGGAUGCACACGGUUUGGGGGAAAAAUUGGGGCAGCUGGAUGUUCAGCUCCAUCCCUCCCACUUGGCUGCUGCUGAGGAGCAGCCAAGGCUGGGAUGGUGGAGGACACCCCUGUGGUUCUCCUCCCUGGAAUUGCUGACCUGGUGAUGUGCCAAGUGCCUGAUUAAACGUUUUCCUGCUCCACAGGA
Molecule: messenger RNA, 1024 nt
Organism: Apus apus (common swift)
Lineage: Eukaryota; Metazoa; Chordata; Aves; Apodiformes; Apodidae
Gene: LRRC20
Product: leucine rich repeat containing 20
Exons: 4
Coding region: 103-654 (183 amino acids)
Cellular component (GO): extracellular matrix
Molecular function (GO): protein binding
Source: RefSeq, a predicted model, not a curated record